Sordaria macrospora k-hell is the source of this 999-nucleotide messenger RNA. NCBI's taxonomy places the organism in Eukaryota, Fungi, Ascomycota, Sordariomycetes, Sordariales, Sordariaceae. The record is from RefSeq and is a predicted model, not a curated record.
AUGACAGAGGGAGUUUCGCCCGCGGAUGCGGCAGAGGCGCGCGCCCUUGAGCAGGCCCGCAUUCGCAAGGAGCGUCGCGAGGCUAAGAUUAGGGCCAAUGCCGGAAACCGUCUGAAUAGGAUCACAGGAUUGGGAGGCGGUGUUGAAAGAGAUCCCCCUCCUACGGCACCAGCAGCCAGCGAUGACAAAACAUCGCCAGCCCCGACUUCCACUUCCGCACCCCGAGUCCACGCCGACCCCGAAGAGGUCGAUAUCUCCGCCUCGGAACACUUUUACCAACCAACCACCACCCCGCGAAUCCCUAAGCAGCAGCCUCGGCCUAUACAAGAAGGAGGGUCAGGCGGUCCAGGCGCCGAGGACCCAAUGAUGCAAAUGAUGAUGAACAUGCUUGGCGGUGGAGGAGCUCCCGGUGCCGGCGCCGGUGGUAUGCCACCUUUCCCCGGAGGAGGGUUUCCCGGCAUGCCCGGUAUGGGCGGCAUGAUGCCACCUGGAAUGGGCAUGCCCGGCAUGGGCCAGCAAGGAGUCCCGCCUGCCAUGGCCGUUCCCGACCGGUAUUCCUCUCUCUGGCGACUGCUGCACACGGCCGUGGCGCUCGGUCUCGGUGUCUACAUUGCGGUGUGGACUUCGUUCAGCGGCAGCAAGGUCGACAGGGACAGCAAGAACAUUCUCACUGGCAACAAGCACCACCACACGGGGGCAGGCGAUCAGGUGGCUGUGGGCUUUGAUACGGAUUCGGCGAGACGCUUCUUCUACGCGUUUGCUACGGCUGAGGCACUCCUGCUGACGACGCGCUUCAUGUUGGAGAAGGGUUUGGGAAGGAGUCCCGUCGGUGGUGCUUUUGGUGGUGGUAUGUUGGGUAUGGCGGCUGGGUUCUUGCCACAGCCGUGGAAGGGCUAUUUGGAAAUUGGGCUGAGGUAUGGACAGAUAUUCAGCACGGUCAAGGCGGAUAUUCUCGUUUGUAUCUUUGUGCUUGGAGUUUGCUCUUGGUGGAGGUCGUAA